Etheostoma spectabile (orangethroat darter) is the source of this 3092-nucleotide messenger RNA. Its product is annotated as cbp/p300-interacting transactivator 3. The record is from RefSeq and is a predicted model, not a curated record. Gene Ontology annotation, cellular component: nucleus. Gene Ontology annotation, molecular function: transcription coactivator activity. The transcript has 2 exons. Gene Ontology annotation, biological process: regulation of DNA-templated transcription. NCBI's taxonomy places the organism in Eukaryota, Metazoa, Chordata, Actinopteri, Perciformes, Percidae. The coding region runs from base 308 to 1039 and encodes 243 amino acids.
AGUGAAUGUUUCUUUGCACAGUGAUUAAGGGGGAGGACCAAUGGCAACAAAGGAGACGGAAAGGACGGUAGCUCCUCCUCUCGCUCUCUCUCUCUCGCUCCCCCCCUCUCUCCUGUGCUUUAUAGAUGCAUAUAAUCCCCGAGUUGACCCAGAAAACAAACUACUCCGACUGCCGAGACGCACUAGAGUUUGCAUCCGCCGCAGGGCUGCAUGUAGCCGGAGCAUCAGCUGGAGGAACAAGCCCGGCAUCGAUCCAACUUCUCCGUACGGACGGACUCGACAUUAAUCCAUCGGGGCGAUAGAGGCCAUGGCUGAACACAUGAUGAUGCCCAUGACCCACGGCUUCAGGAUGGGCAUGAACGGACCUCCGCAGCACAACGGCCAGCCCGGCAUGCGCACUCUGCCCAACGGCCAGGUGAUGCACUACGGCAGGAACCCUCAGAACAGCAUGGAGGCUGCCAUGAGACAUAGGCAGAGCAUGGUGGGACCCGGCGGGAUGGCCGGCCCCGUGAACGGGGUUCCCAUGGCCAACCACCACCACCACCAGAUGAUGUCUGGAAACAUGAUGUACAAUGGCCAGGGUCCGCAGCAGCAGCAGCAGCAGCAGCAGCACCACCACCCCAUGCACCCCCAGCAGCAGCAGCAGCAGCAGCAGCAGCAGCAGCAGGGUGGACACCCCCAGCAGUAUCUCCCUGGUAACCUCACCUCUCAGCAGCUUAUGGCCAGUAUGCACCUGCAGAAACUCAACACUCAGUAUCAUGGACACCCGCUGGUCUCAGCCAACGGCCACCAUAUGCCCAAUGGUGCCCAGUAUCGGGUGGGUCCGGCCCAGCUCUCAGGCAUGCAGCACAUCGGCGGCCCUUUGGGACUAAACGGCAUGGACAUGGAUCUGAUCGACGAGGAGGUCCUGACUUCACUAGUGCUGGAGCUUGGGUUGGAUCGCAUUCAGGAGCUGCCCGAGCUCUUCCUGGGACAGAAUGAGUUUGACUUCAUAUCGGACUUUGUGUGCAAACAGCAGCCGAGCACGGUGAGCUGCUGAGCAAAGCGUUUGUUGGGUUUGUUUGGACUGGACACCACCCCCCCACCCCAAAGAAUGACACAGUAAUGUGGUCACAGUAGCACAGCGAGAGGAGACAAUCUCUCUGUUCUGUUUGGGUGUUUCUGUGUAUUUGACAGUGUGUAGAAUACCUUUACACUGACCGGCCUGUGAGUUGAUAAAAAAUUGUGAAGAGAGAAAACGCAGCAAAAGCACCAGGUUUCCUUUCUUUGAGCCGGAUCUGUUGUCUUUGGUCAAAUCAAGCAGCCUGAUGCGGGGGGCUCUGUCUGCACCCAUCUGGCCCUCAGCACAUGUGCCUGCAUUGUCAAGGCUUUGGGAUGAUUGUAAACCUUACAAACAAUGGGGGAAGGCCUGGGAAGACUAUCCAUCUGGGUCUGCUUGAUUCUGUGGCAUCCCAAAAUCUUUCUAAGUAGCAGGCGUUUUACAAAUUUAUAAAAGGUAGUCCUCUGAAUUUGUUCAUACAAGGAUGAAGGGAUUAAGAACACGUGGUUUUCUUUCUGACAUGCAUUUUGAAGGCUGGCUCUUCAAAACUGAGUUCCUAAAUAAAAAAAAAAAAUGUACACAUUUCUUUGAAGAGCAGGAGAGUGAGGUUGUGGUACUGGGUGACAUGAUGGGGUGUACCUCGGUUUGGUCGGGGGGAGAUGUGCUACAUUGAUUCUUCAGCUUUCAGCGUCAUUAUCCUGACUCCCAUUUAAAUCUGCAGUCAUUAAAUGUAUCACACCUGUUCCUCCUCUAGUUAACUGUCAUUGAAUCGUUGCCCAAGUUUGCUUAGAGUGUCGGCUUAAACAAAGCCUUUACCCAUAGUCACUAGAAAAGGACUUGGAGGUCUCUGUACUCAGAGAUUAAGAUGCUCAAACACAUUUUGGGUUAUGGCUUCAUAAAGUUGCUUAAGGAGGGAGAAACACAAUAGUAUCAAUGAGAAACGCAAUAACUGUGGCCUCCAAGGAGAGCCAAACAAAGGAAAAACCAGCCGUCAGAGGGUGAAGACCUGAGGUGAGAUUUUAUUCUAACACAGGAUUGGUUUAAAUCAAAAAAGAUGUGCGGGAUUGCAGAAUUUGCAUCCGUGGGUUGUUUGUGUGCGUCUGUGUGUGGUCAGUGCAGUGAGGCAUUUAAAACCCAUUGAAUGGCCUCCCCCUCCCUACCAACCAUGGCCUUGUGUGCUGAACACGAUUGGAGGCUGAGCCGGGGGGGAGAGGGGUGAGAGAUUUGGAUGUGUGGACACAGCACUCCCUGGCAGCACUUAGUUUAAUCAUUAUUUAAAUCUGCUACCUGUGGCAUCGAUUUCACUCGGCAGGAGAAGCGAGGAGCACAAAGCGUGCAAAGUUGUUGUUUUUGCCAUAGAUCAGCUUACUCUGCAGCUUUUCUACUGAUUAGAUUUAAAUUACGUGUUCUCACACGCUAGUCUUAAUUGAGGUCGGCUUGCACAUUCUCCAAUGACUCAAUAAUUAUAAAAAACGGAUAUGUUCCGUGGUGUUUGUUUUCUUUUUUUGCGCAGUUGGUAAUUAGGUUUGUGCCGAGGCUGCUGCUGGGCCGCUGCAGGCUGGUUGGGAGAGAACUUCCUGCACUCGUAAUGCUAUUUGUGGAGCUGUCAUGAGGGGGUCAGGGCUGUGCGAGUGCACUGUGUUAAUCUGUUCCAGUACAACGGUGCUGCUGUCCCUGACUGUCUCUCUGGAGAGCUGCCACCUCCCAAGCUCUCCACUCCAACAACGGGCAUUGGAUCGCUGCUGUAAAAGGCAGACAUUUUGCCAACGGGCUCACGCUCUGUUUCACGUCUUGCCUGGCAACCUGCAGCCGGACCAACUCACGAGCUCACUUGCUUCUGGCCUCUUAUUACCGCUAUAUCAAUAAGCGCAGCCUUCUUGUGUAUCGUAUCCUUGUACUGUAGACUAGAGGUGAAGUUGAUCCAGACACAUUUAAGGUACUUUUCCGAGAAACAUUGUCAGAUGUAAAUGUAAAUCAGUGGCUGAUUUUGAUGUGUUGACAAGAGAUUAUAAUCUGCUUUUUUUCUUUUUUUUUGAACAAACGAGUGUGUAGA